Messenger RNA from Drosophila obscura, 2571 nucleotides. It is a transcript of the gene YME1L, whose product is annotated as ATP-dependent zinc metalloprotease YME1L. Gene Ontology annotation, cellular component: mitochondrial inner membrane. The record is from RefSeq and is a predicted model, not a curated record. Lineage: Eukaryota; Metazoa; Arthropoda; Insecta; Diptera; Drosophilidae. The transcript has 9 exons. Gene Ontology annotation, biological process: mitochondrion organization; protein quality control for misfolded or incompletely synthesized proteins. The coding region runs from base 235 to 2478 and encodes 747 amino acids. Gene Ontology annotation, molecular function: metalloendopeptidase activity; ATP hydrolysis activity; ATP binding.
ACGAGGCAGCGCAUAAGUUGUCAAAACAAAAACCCAUUUAGAUACUCAGUAAUAAAUAAAAGAAAAUAAAUACAAAUUCGCCAUAUCGCGUCCAGGGUUGAUGCCACACAUAACAACCAGUGCCAGGGAUGCAACACGCACGCAGAUUAUGACAUUUUACAGCUGUGUCGUCUGCCGAUCCAGAGCCGAGCCGUGUUAUUAUUGUAAUUAAUUAAAGUUUUGUAUUUUUUGGAAAUGUUCUCCGCCACCACACACUCUGUGCCCUACCUCUACCUUGGCAACUUUAGUAGAAAACCGCAUUACUACACCGUGAAGCGUACCAAGCUGCCAGGAGGCGCUGGGGCUGCGCGCCUUUUUGCUGACAAAUCAAAGUCAUCCAAACAGGCAACGACGGGCAAGUGCCAUGCGCUCGUGCUGGAGUUCAAGAACCUGCUCAGUCGGUCGGGCGCCAACCUGCAGAGCAUGGUGGAGAAGGCUGUCAGGCUGAACGGAAUCCUGGACACGGCGCUGGUGAACGAUGCCCUCGCCAAGGUAACCCGCAUGCUACCCGCCAUCGGAAACGUCCACGUCACGCUAGUAGAGCCAGUCACACAGAUCGGCCAUGAGCAGCAACAAAAUUAUCAGUUUGAAGUCACUUUGGACGGGGCAGCAGACGCCCAGUCUAUAGGCGCACAUGUAAAAAUGUUUCCAAUCGUAACGCAAAGUCUUCUAAAUCCGCUCUUCUCCCACCAUCAACUGAGGCAGUUACGCGGCUUCAAGACGGAUCGCUCCAUAGAGGCGGAGCAGAAACGAAAUCCAACGAUGACGUCCAGACUGAAGAACGCACUGGGGACAGCAUCACAAAAGCUAGAUGGGGAAACAAACUUUCAGGGAGAGAAACUUAGAAAACUACUGUCCAAAUCCGACGGACACGGAGCCACUCACAAUGCGGAGAACCUCAAGAUUGCAUUUGCCGAAGGCUAUUUGGCCGCUGCAAACUCGGAAGAUUCACCGAAAACGGGCAAAACAAUGAAGUAUCUGAAGAUUUUCCAGACACUCAUCGUUAUCGUCGUUUUCAUUGGCAUAUUCCUGAGCUUCUUCACCACUUCGAACGGUUCCGUCUUUCGUAGCAUUCAACUGGGUAACCAGGUGGAGGUUGAUCCGGAGGAAAUCAAUGUCACAUUCGACGACGUCAAGGGCUGCGACGAAGCCAAGCAGGAGCUCAAGGAAGUGGUUGAGUUCCUCAAGAAUCCCGACAAGUUCUCGAACCUAGGCGGCAAGCUUCCGAAGGGUGUGCUCCUGGUUGGACCUCCAGGAACUGGAAAAACCCUGCUGGCACGUGCCGUGGCAGGCGAAGCCAAAGUGCCAUUCUUCCAUGCCGCCGGACCAGAGUUUGACGAGGUUCUCGUUGGCCAAGGCGCCAGACGUGUGCGAGACUUGUUCAAGGCGGCCAAGGCUCGGGCCCCGUGUGUGAUCUUCAUCGAUGAAAUUGAUUCGGUGGGCGCUAAGAGGACAAACUCAGUGCUGCAUCCGUAUGCGAAUCAAACCAUAAACCAGCUGCUCUCCGAGAUGGAUGGUUUCCAUCAGAACGCUGGCGUCAUUGUGCUGGGUGCCACCAAUCGCCGGGACGAUCUGGAUCAGGCCCUGCUGCGUCCCGGUCGCUUCGAUGUCGAGGUGGUGGUAUCCACGCCAGACUUUACUGGCCGCAAGGAAAUCCUCUCUCUAUAUUUAACCAAAAUUCUGCACGACGACAUCGAUCUGGAUAUGCUGGCACGUGGCACCUCCGGCUUCACGGGCGCAGACCUGGAGAACAUGAUUAACCAGGCGGCACUAAGAGCUGCCAUCGACGGAGCUGAGACGGUGAACAUGAAGCACUUGGAGACUGCACGCGACAAGGUACUUAUGGGUCCCGAGCGCAAGGCUCGCCUGCCCGACGAGGAGGCAAACACCAUUACCGCCUAUCACGAGGGAGGUCAUGCGAUUGUCGCCUAUUACACAAAGGAGUCGCAUCCACUGCAUAAGGUAACCAUCAUGCCUCGCGGCCCGUCGCUGGGACACACCGCGUACAUACCCGAGAAGGAGCGAUAUCAUGUGACCAAGGCACAGCUAUUGGCCAUGAUGGACACCAUGAUGGGUGGACGUGCUGCCGAAGAGAUCAUCUUUGGAUUGGACAAGAUUACCUCGGGAGCCAGUAGCGAUCUCAAACAGGCAACCUCUAUUGCCACACACAUGGUCAAGGACUGGGGCAUGUCGGAAAAGGUGGGUCUGCGCACGAUUGAGCCAAGCAAGGGUCUGGGCACCGGCGAAACUCUGGGACCCAACACCAUUGAGGCGGUGGAUGCCGAAAUCAAGCGCAUCCUCAGCGAUAGCUACGAGCGGGCGAAGGCCAUUCUGAAGAAACAUACCAAGGAGCACAAGGCGCUUGCCGAGGCGCUCUUGAAGUACGAGACUCUGGACGCUGACGAUAUCAAGGCAAUAUUACACGACAACCAGACGUAGUUUCCUCUUUUAACGAUUGCCCUCGGUGGGCAUGGAGCUGAUGAACUGCAAACAAACUUUAGUUGUACCGCUAAACUAAAAGAAAGGAUAUAA